This is a messenger RNA of Perognathus longimembris pacificus (Pacific pocket mouse), 1588 nucleotides long. It is a transcript of the gene Notum, whose product is annotated as notum, palmitoleoyl-protein carboxylesterase. The record is from RefSeq and is a predicted model, not a curated record. The coding region runs from base 29 to 1516 and encodes 495 amino acids. The transcript has 11 exons. Lineage: Eukaryota; Metazoa; Chordata; Mammalia; Rodentia; Heteromyidae. Gene Ontology annotation, molecular function: hydrolase activity.
GGUGGCCGCGGGCCCGCGCGGCGCGGCCAUGGGCCGGGAGGUGCGCGUGCUGCUGCUGCUGGGCCUCCUGCACUGGGCCGGGGGCGGCGAGGGCCGGAAGACCUGGCGCCGCCGGGGCCCGCAGCCGCCCCCGCCCCCGCCGCCCCCGCCGCCGGGCGCCGGGCCGCCGGUGGAGAGCUUCCCGCUGGACUUCACGGCCGUGGAGGGCAACAUGGACAGCUUCAUGGCGCAGGUCAAGAGCCUGGCGCAGUCCCUGUACCCCUGCUCGGCGCAGCAGCUCAACGAGGACCUGCGGCUGCACCUCCUGCUCAACACCUCGGUGACCUGCAACGACGGCAGCCCGGCCGGCUACUACCUGAAGGAAUCCAAGGGCAGCCGGCGCUGGCUCCUCUUUCUGGAAGGCGGCUGGUACUGCUUCAACCGAGAGAACUGCGACUCCAGGUACAACACCAUGCGGCGCCUCAUGAGCUCCAAAGACUGGCCGCCCACUCGCACAGGCACUGGGAUCCUGUCCUCUCAGCCGGAGGAGAACCCCCAUUGGUGGAACGCCAACAUGGUCUUCGUCCCGUACUGCUCCAGCGACGUCUGGAGCGGGGCCUCCUCCCGGUCGGAGAAGAACGAGUAUGCCUUCAUGGGCGCCCUCAUCAUCCAGGAGGUGGUGCGAGAGCUCCUGGGCAAAGGGCUGAGCGGGGCCAAGGUGCUGCUGCUGGCCGGGAGCAGCGCCGGCGGCACCGGUGUGCUGUUGAACGUGGACCGGGUGGCUGAGCGGCUGGAGGAGCUGGGCUACCCGGCCAUCCAAGUGCGGGGCCUGGCGGACUCCGGCUGGUUUCUGGACAACAAGCAAUAUCGCCGGACCGACUGCAUCGACACCAUCACCUGUGCGCCCACGGAGGCCAUCCGCCGAGGCAUCAGGUACUGGAACGGCAUGGUCCCGGAACGCUGUCGGCGCCAGUUUAAGGAGGGCGAGGAGUGGAACUGCUUCUUCGGCUACAAAGUCUACCCGACCCUGCACUGCCCAGUGUUCGUGGUGCAGUGGCUGUUUGAUGAGGCCCAGCUGACCGUGGACAACGUGCACCUCACGGGCCAGCCUGUGCAGGAGGGGCAGUGGAUGUACAUCCAGAACCUCGGCCGAGAGCUGCGCGGCACGCUCAAGGACGUGCCGGCCAGCUUUGCCCCCGCCUGCCUCUCCCAUGAGGUCAUCAUCCGGAGCCACUGGACAGACAUCCAGGUGAAGGGGACCUCGCUGCCCCGGGCCCUGCACUGCUGGGACAGAAGCCUCCACGACAGCCACAAGGGCAGCAAGGCCCCCCUGAAGGGCUGCCCCUUCCACCUGGUGGACAGCUGCCCCUGGCCCCACUGCAACCCCUCCUGCCCCACCAUCCGCGACCAGCUCACGGGGCAGGAGAUGAACGUGGCCCAGUUCCUCAUGCACAUGGGCUUCGACGUCCAGACCGUGGCUCAGCAGCAGGGACUGGAGCCCAGCAGGCUCCUCGGGAUGCUGAGCAGCGGGGGCUAGGGGGGCUGCCUGGAGGAGGCGGCCCCGGGGGGGGGGGGCACACGGCCUGGGGGCCACCUCACGCCCGCCACC